AGAUAGCUGUGGAGGAGAAACUCAGCAGUGUCGGUCUGCCUGCCAAGUUGUACAGUGUGACAGAGGAGGAGAAGGAUUGGGCUCUGCUGCAAACGGGAUGCAGAGACGAGGUUGAUACUGCAGCAUAGGACAAAGGAAGGGGGGGUGAGUGAGAAAACCUAGGGAUUAUUCGUUGCAGGUGGCAGAGAAGAAAUCACACUUCCGCGCUAGGCUGAGAUCAAGCUCCUCAGUUUGGCCCGGGAUCUUCACCUUCACUUUUGACAUCACUUUGGUCCCAUGCUUAUGAUGGAAAUCAGGAGCCAGGAUGGAGAGCAUCAGGGGCAGAGACCAGACUAGCUACUGCUCCCAACCUGUAAUCUGCAGACGUAUGACUACACCAGCAUCAGCUGCUGGCUGAGCACCUUCUAUCACAAUCUCAGCUGGGGGGCUUCAUGCCCUGGGACAGUCCUGGGUGAUAGAGGGAGGUGGUGGUGGAGGAGGAGGAGCAGGCAGCGGGGAGGCUGGCUCAGAGAAGUGGAGGAGGGUGGUGGGGGUGUAAACAGCCUGCUGUAUUUUUGGAUGUGGGAUCUCCUGACUUAAGCGAGCAAGCUGGAAUAAAGAUGUAGUGUGAGCUAGUGGAAGGAGGGGUACAGAACAAGGAGAGUGCUGUGCUGAGGAGAGGGCUGGACGUCCUAGCUCAACGGACGGACCAGACGGACCGAGAUCUGGGGGGAGUCCUUAGGGGGAGACAAAGACGGAGGGUCCACUGGAUCAGGAAGAUGCCCUCUCGCUGCAGGAAUGCGCUGAACAUCGUGGUCACCACUCUUUUUGCUGCGGUGGUCCUCUUCACAAUCCUGCUGGCCUACGUCACAGGCUACCAGUUCAUCCACACUGAGCAGCACCACCUCUCCUUUGGCCUCUAUGGUGCCUUCCUCUCCCUCCAUCUCUUCCUCCAGAGCCUUUUCGCCUUCCUGGAGCAUCGGCGAAUGAGGAGCCCCGCCCGGCCACAGCACCUCCGUCGCACCGUGGCUCUCUGCAUCGCCGCAUACCAGGAGGACCCAGACUACCUGAGGAAGUGCCUGCGCAGUGUCCGCCGAAUCUCCUUCCCUGGUCUGAAGGUGGUGCUAGUAGUGGACGGGAACCGGCCCGAGGACGGCUACAUGAUUGACAUUUUCCAGGAGGUGAUGGGCGGGGCUGACCAGGCUGGCAGUAUGGUGUGGAAGGGAAACUACCACAGUGAUGGGAGUGGAGGAGGAGGAGUCAGAGGCGGAGGGAGGAGCACAGUGCACAUGGAGGAGGCAGCACGAGUGGCUCGGCUGGUCAGAGGCUGCCGCUACUCCUGCAUCAUGCAGGAGUGGGGAGGGAAAAGAGAGGUGAUGUACACUGCCUUUAAAGCACUGGGGGACAGUGUGGAUUAUGUGCAGGUGUGUGACUCAGAUACAGUUCUAGACCCAGCGUGUACCAUAGAAAUGCUGAAGAUCCUUGAGGAAGAUCCGAUGGUGGGAGGGGUCGGUGGAGAUGUGCAGAUCCUUAACAAGUACGACUCGUGGAUCUCCUUCCUCAGUAGUGUUCGCUACUGGAUGGCCUUCAACAUUGAGCGGGCCUGUCAGUCCUACUUCGGAUGCGUCCAGUGUAUCAGCGGCCCUCUGGGGAUGUAUAAGAACUCUUUGCUCCAACGCUUCCUGGAGCCCUGGUACCACCAGACCUUCCUAGGCUCCAAGUGCAGCUUCGGUGAUGACCGCCACCUCACCAAUCGGGUGCUGAGCUAUGGCUACAAGACAAAAUUCACGGCACGAUCGCAGUGCCAGACUGAGACACCAACCGAGUAUUUGCGUUGGCUCAACCAGCAGACUCGAUGGAGCAAGUCUUACUUCCGUGAGUGGCUCUACAAUGCCCUGUGGUUCCACAAGCACAGCCUUUGGAUGACCUAUGAGUCCGUGGUCACUGGCUUCUUUCCGUUCUUCUUGGUUGCCACAGUCAUCCAUCUCUUCUACCGUGGAAGGCUGUGGAACAUCCUGCUCUUCUUAUUGACAGUCCAACUGGUUGGGAUGGUGAAGGCCACCUACGCCUGUUUUCUGCGUGGCAGCCUGGUCAUGAUCUUCAUGUCACUCUACUCUCUGCUCUACAUGACCAGCUUGCUACCUGCCAAAAUAUUUGCCCUACUCACCAUCAACAAGGCUGGAUGGGGCACCUCAGGCCGCAGGAAAAUUGUGGUCAACUUAAUUGGCGCUGUGCCUGUCACAGUGUGGGCUAUGGUGCUGCUGGGAGGUGUGGUGUAUACAAUCUACUGUGAAACACAGGAGCCAUUUAGUGAGACAGAGAAAGCAUUGUUGAUAGCAGGGAUGAUACUGUACGCCUGCUACUGGCUCAUUCUGCUGGUGCUCUACCUAGCAAUUGUAGCCAAACGGUGUAACAAGAGGGAAGAGCAGUAUCAACUGCCAUAUGCGGAGGCAUAAACCUGCUACCAGAGAUUGGUAGGACAUUCAUAUGGACCUUCACUGCAGUAUGACUUUAGCAAUGUCUCUGACCCUGUGAACUGCUCAAGUGAUGAGCUGUGAACCACAAACACACUCACAUCUUCAUCAUUGGUGCUAAGGUUUGGAUCUGAACUCUGAGCGGCAGGAAUCUAAUCCAGUUGGGGGAGACUCAGAGAUGACUGGAUUCUCAGAGCUUUCCCAAUUAGAUCAUGCUUAAUGGUGCUUCAUUUUGAAAAACCAAACCAAAUGAAACUGAUCCAGUUUAUAACAUGUUCAUACUCUUGUAAUAGUGACAUGCGCAGAAGAACAUUAUUACUAUUACUGUGUUUAUGGGCACAGGCUAUCUGUGAACUGUGACAAAGGGUGUGGCACCAUGCUAUAAAUCAAUCUAAAGCAAAAAGAGGGACAAAAUAAGAUUAGAAGACAUAAAAGUCUUAAUAAAUGGUUGUUUUUGUGCCCAUUUUGAAAAAGAUGAGAUGGGAUAAAAUGUGAUGGAACUGAGCUUUUAUAAUAAACAACAGAUAAAAUAGCAAGGCAAUUCUUACUAGUCUAAGCAUCUCUAUUUUAGAUGAGUAGAGGGAAGUUCGCAUGGAUUCAGAGAUUGGAGUGUAUGUGUAAGGUGUUCAGAGCACAUUUUGGUACAAUCUCCACAGAGUCAACUUAAAGAACUGAACAGGCAUGAAUAGAUGAAAAUUUGGUCUAGGCUUGAAAAUCUGUUGACUUGAGCCUACAAAUGUGCGUUGAUCUCAAAGUUUUAUGAAUCAACUCAAUAUACUACCGACAUGGGAGAAAAAGGGAGAAAGAGUGAAAGAAAAAAAGCUGAGAGAACUUGGUGAGUUAAGUGAGAUUAGUCAGAGGUGACACGCAAACACAUGCAGCCAUUCCCCACACACACACGCACACACAGUGAUUUCUAGACAGUUCCAGCUGACGUCCGUACAGAUGAUAUAAAUGUGUGCAACAAAAAUGGACUGUUUUUGCAGUUUAAGCAGCAAAAUUCAGUUAAUAAUUUGGUUUGUGU
Etheostoma cragini (Arkansas darter) is the source of this 3477-nucleotide messenger RNA. RefSeq names its product hyaluronan synthase 3 (gene has3). Gene Ontology annotation, molecular function: hyaluronan synthase activity. NCBI's taxonomy places the organism in Eukaryota, Metazoa, Chordata, Actinopteri, Perciformes, Percidae. Gene Ontology annotation, biological process: extracellular matrix assembly; hyaluronan biosynthetic process. The transcript has 5 exons. The record is from RefSeq and is a predicted model, not a curated record. Bases 759 to 2435 code for a protein of 558 amino acids.